This is a messenger RNA of Uranotaenia lowii, 30599 nucleotides long. RefSeq names its product dystonin (gene shot). NCBI's taxonomy places the organism in Eukaryota, Metazoa, Arthropoda, Insecta, Diptera, Culicidae. Gene Ontology annotation, molecular function: calcium ion binding; structural molecule activity; microtubule binding. Gene Ontology annotation, cellular component: cytoplasm; cytoskeleton; membrane. The transcript is spliced from 37 exons. Gene Ontology annotation, biological process: intermediate filament cytoskeleton organization; wound healing. The record is from RefSeq and is a predicted model, not a curated record. Bases 2353 to 28773 code for a protein of 8806 amino acids.
UCGCCGGUUUUUAAGGUUGCGAUUCUACUGUGACUAGUGAGUGAGUGAUAGAAGAAAACAGUACGGUGUUUUUUCCUUGUUUUUUUUACUACGGCACACGAGUGUUGUGUUGUGCCUCUGUUUUGUUUUAUUUAGCUUUCCCACUUUUCGGUCUCCCUCUUUAUGGGAGCGAGAAGCAGUUGUUGGAUUUCCCUUCUUCCGUAAACCGAAUAAUAAUACCAUCAGACAGGGUUCAUCCAGCCAGCACCAUUCCCUGGGUUGUUGGAGAAGAGGAGAAUAUAAUCGGCAUCGUCGAAUCGAGUUUCCGAGUUUUCUUUUUUGCCCGGUGCUUCUUAUUUCUAUUCCACUAUUAUUUUGAUGCCAUUCUUGAUUUUCACCGUGUGUUCUCCUUUAGGCCCUCGUUCCUUUAAUGUGUUUCGUGCACGCGGCGAGCGAACAGAGUGCAGCGUUUUUUUUUAUUAAUUCACCAGUGCCCUGCUCUGGAUAUUUACGGGCUGAGCUGGGCUGGAUGGAUGAUGUGGUAACGCUGAAUAAGUUCCCGUAAGAAGCAGUAAUUACGCAAAGAUAGCUGAACAAGAAGAAGAACAAGAAGAAGCAGCAGAGAAGUAGUGCAAGAAGCAGAUAAACAAAGAAGAACAAGCUCUGAAGAGCAGCCCAUACAUAAAACUCGGUGCUUCUCGGUGUGGCAAAGUGAGAGCAUCGUGCACAGAUGUAUUUGCGGGAAAAGUAGUGCGAAGAACCCGUUAGAUUUGUUAUGGUACAGAUUGGUAGUUGGUGGGCUCUCUGAUGCACAAAGCUUGUCGCUGUUCUACGUUGCCGUACCCAAGGAAGGAUCGACCCACGAUUUUCUGACCUACACAGCGCUACGAAAGACAGCCCUGACAUUUGUCUGGCAUUCCGGGAAAGAAUAAAGGCACCCCGGCAAAUCGCAACGAUAACAACACCUUUUCUUUUAUGCGCAAGAUCGCGGGCGUUGGCGUAAGAUCGUACCGGUGCGUGGAUCGGUGUGCGUGAGCUUGCUACCAAUCUACCAUCUUUGGAAGGCAAUAGGCCCCAGUAGUUUCUAAAAUCUGGCGAAGAAACUACCCGGGUGUGAACAGUAGCUCAUUCCAGAAUACGAUCAUCAUCCCGCCGGGCAGCAGUGAUUGUGAUCGAAACGCCAACAGAAUCACCGAAAUUGAUCCAACAGCAGCUAGAGUAGCUAGGCAGCGAAAUAAUUGCCGUCUGCGAUGGUUUCUUGAUGAUUCCCCUUCGAUGAUUGAUUGAGUUUGGAUAGAAUUGUGUGUUGGGAGUGUUUGCUGCCGUGAAGAAUCAGAAGCAACAACUUUGAAUGCGAAACCGUUACAACUCCCCGAAUCCAGAAAGCAAGCAGCUUGGACCGGAAAACAACUUCUUGGAUCGCACACACAUAACCGUUUUGGGUUUCUGCCUUUUGGGAAAGCUAGCAAGAAAACAUCAAAGUCAUUAAUCGCGCAGCAGCGGCUUACGAUUUUCGAUUGCAGUCAAAGGGACCCCCGUCUGGUGGAUCAUGAAAAGUGACACGGAAACGCUGCCCGCGGCAACCGCAAAGACCACAACCGGCGGGCUAUUUUGGCGAUCGAUUCUGUUGCAGUGACUGAUUCCCGAAAAGCAAACCGUCUGCUUCCCGCCCCCGCAGUACCCACUUGGAAAGCGGACCACGCGCAACUCGCGACUCGCAAUCCAACCGCAAGCAAACAACCCCGAAAAAAUCAAGAUCUGGCGAAAUUGAUUUGAUCGGUGUAAUGCAAUCCCCGGGGCCGAUGUGCAGUGUAGUGUGCGAAAACCGCAAAUGAAAUUCAUGUUCCUUAUAUGCUGAAGGCAUUCUUGUUCUGUUCUGUUCCGGCCACAACGCGCUGAAGCCUUCUACAGAGAGAAAGAGAGUGGAAGAAAAGUAGUUUUGGAUCCCACACCUCGAUCCAUCCCAGUGUGCAAUAAGUUCAAGUGAAUAGUAGAAAUUCUUCCUUUCCGAAGCAAAGGAAACAAAAGAAAAAGUAGUGUAAUUAAUUCAAUCGUUAUUCAAGCAAGCAUAAAAUUAAGUAGUUAAGUGGGUUAAGGUUACUACUACAUAGCUGAAGAUACACCACAUCACAUUGGAAUAGAGGAAAAUAAAAUCAUUCUCAAAUAAGUGUUAACAACGCCGUUAUAAGUUUUUACAUCACAACAACCACAACAUAACCAAGCUAAGCGUGAAUUGGUUUAAGUUAAAGUGACACCUAAAUAGCUAGUUUGUAAGGAUACAAAGCUAGGCGAUAAGUGAUUUGAAAAAUAAUUGAUUAACUACAUUUGGAAAUAUCAUAACAAGCAACAACAACUACACGAAACUACAACAAAAUGAAGCGGAUACCGAGGAAACCGAGCAGCAGCAGCCUACCGGGGUUCAGUAUGGAUCGGGAGAGCCUGGCCGAGUGGGCAAAGGAUAAGCCCCUCAGCAUACUGCAGCUGGAUCCGGCAGAUCGCGCCGUUCUGAGAAUAGCAGACGAACGCGAUGCCAUACAGAAGAAAACAUUCACAAAAUGGGUCAACAAACAUCUGAAAAAGCAUUGGAAGUAUCUCAAGACCUACACCCAUUUACAUGUAUGUGUUAUCAUCAAUGGAAUACCCUGUUGUCCGCCAGCUGCCUCUCGAAGGGUAGACGACUUAUUCGAAGAUCUGCGCGAUGGACACAACCUUCUUUCGCUCUUGGAAGUACUUUCUGGCGAACAUCUUCCAAGGGAGAAGGGAAAAAUGCGCUUCCACAUGCUGCAGAACGCCCAGAUGGCGCUCGACUUCCUGCGCUUCAAAAAAAUCAAACUGGUCAACAUCCGGGCCGAGGACAUCGUCGAUGGGAAUCCAAAGCUCACCCUCGGCUUAAUUUGGACCAUAAUCCUGCACUUCCAGAUUUCCGACAUCGUCGUCGGCCAGGAGGACAACCUGACGGCCCGGGAGGCCCUUCUGAGGUGGGCCCGCCGAUCCACCGCCAAAUAUCCGGGCGUCCGGGUCAACGAUUUUACCAGCAGCUGGCGGGACGGUCUCGCCUUCUCCGCACUAGUCCACAGAAACCGGCCGGACCUGAUCGACUGGCGAGAUUCCAGGUCCCGGCGGCCGCGGGAGCGCCUGGAGCAGGCCUUCCACGUGGUGGAGCGGGAGUACGGCGUCACCCGGUUGCUCGAUCCGGAGGACGUUGACACCAACGAGCCGGACGAGAAAUCGAUGAUCACAUACUUGAGCUCCCUGUACGAUGUGUUCCCGGAACCCCCGCAAAUGCACCCGCUCUUCGACAUGGACUCACAGCGAAGGGUACAGGAGUACCGGGAGCUAGCCCAACAGCUGCUCUACUGGUGCCGCGAGAAGACCUCCCUCUUGCAGGAACGAGCAUUCCCAACGACCCUGAUCGAACUCAAACGGUUACUGUCCGAUCUGAAUCGAUUCCGAAGCGAAGAAGUGCCACCGCGUCAACGCGACAAACAACGACUUUUUACCAUCUACAAGGAGCUGGAAAAGUACUUCGACUCCAUCGGCGAGGUGGACGUCGAAACCGAACUGCGACCCGAGUCGCUGGAAAAAGCCUGGCAUCGGCUCAUGUCCGCACUGGCGGAUCGGGACAUGAUCCUGCAGCAGGAAGUUCAGCGGCUAGAACGAUUACAGAAACUGGCCGACAAGGUACAACGAGAGUACAAACACACCGAAACAAUCAUCACCAAAAUCGAAACACGAAUCUCAGAGGAAACCCACCGCAUCGAGCGGCUACACCCGGUCGAAGCGAAGAACAUCGUCGAGGGGCUGGAGGGUGACAUCCGGCACCUGGAGCAGCCCUUCCAGGAGAUGAACGACGACUGCCUCAGCCUGAAGGACGGCCGAUACCCGCAGGCUGGGGAUCUACACAAAAAAGUAAUUAAACUGCACCAGCGAUGGUCCCAGCUACGAACAACAUUCCACACUAGCCUAGUACAAAAGCUGAGCGGUCUGAGCUACCCGGUGCAGGAAACCACCAUCACCAAGCAAACCCGAGUGGUAACGGAAACGCGCCAAAUCGGCACCAAUCCGUACUUCCGGGACGUGCAGGAGUACACCGAGUGGUGCCAAACAAAAUUGAAACAAUUGCUUACCUCCGAUUACGGUUCGGACCUUCCGGCGGCCAAGGUGGAACUGGAGCGGCACCAGCACGAGCACAAAGUCAUCGACCAGUUCCACUCGAAGAUCAUCCAGUGUGAACGGCACCAGUCCAACUUCACCGGGGACGAGCUGCAUCUGUACCAGCAGAAGCUUAGCCAGCUGCAGAAAACGUACGCCGAGCUGCUGAGCACUUCGACCAAGCGGCUGUCCGAUCUGGACGCCCUUGCAGAUUUCCUCUCGGCGGCCACUUCGGAACUCAGCUGGCUGAACGAUCGGGAACAGAUCGAAGUGAGCCGAGACUGGGCGGACAAGAACCUGGAUCUGUCCGCCGUACAUCGCUACUAUGAGCGCUCGUACGGAAAUGGCGAUGAAAAUCUGAUGUCCGAGCUGGAGAAGCGGGAGAUGCAUUUCGCCACCAUCCUGGAUCGCGGCGAGGCCCUUCUAGUCCAACAACAUCCGGCCUCCAAGUGUAUCGAGGGUCAUCUGCAGGCGCUGCAAUCCCAGUGGUCCUGGCUGUUACAGCUGACGCUGUGCCUUGAGGUGCACCUGAAGCACGCCACCGAUUAUCAUUCGUUCUUCGACGAGAUCCGGGAGGCAGAAAAUUGGCUGGUCAAACGGGACGAUAUCCUGAACUCGAAAUACAGCCAGUCUGAGUUCACGUUGGACCAGGGCGAAGGGCUGCUCCGCGGAAUGCAGGACAUUCGGGAGGAGCUGAACGCCUUCGGCGAAACGGUUGCUCACUUGCAGCACCAAGCUACGACAAUUGUGCCUUUGAAGCAGCGUAAACAGCCGGUCAACCGGCAGUGUACCGUGCAGACAAUCUGCUCCUACAAACAGGGCAACAUUUCGCUCGAGAAGAACGAAUCGUGUACCCUGUUGGAUACUUCCGGUCGGGUGAAGUGGCGAGUGAAGACUGCCAAAGGAGUCGAAGGAUCCGUCCAUGGAGUGUGUCUGCUGCUUCCUCCUCCGGACCAGGAAGCUAUCGAAGCUGCAGAUCGAUUGAAGCGUCUUUUCGAUCGUUCCGUUGCCCUCUGGCAGAAGAAACAGCUGCGAUUGAGGCAGAACAUGAUCUUCGCCACUAUCAAGGUGGUCAAAGGAUGGGACUUCGAGCAGUUCCUGGCGAUGGGUGCUGAACAGAGAACGGCCAUCCGGCGCGCUCUCAACGACGAUGCCGACAAACUGUUGGCCGAGGGCGAUCCGGCCGAUCCACAGCUGCGCCGGCUAAGACGGGAGAUGGACGAAGUCAACCGACUGUUUGAUGAAUUCGAGAAACGUGCCAGAGCCGAAGAGGAGAGCAAACAAGCGAGCCGAAUCUUCACCGAGCAAUGCAUCUCCCUGAAAACCCGACUGGAGGAGAUGGCACGCGAACUGGAUCACAUCAUCCUGUCACCGAUGCCCCGCGAUUUGGACUCACUCGAACAUUCGGUCCAAAUCCUCAAUGACUACAAGCGUCGCCUUGGUCUAUUAGAACCAGACCUAAGACAUCUGCAGGAAACAUUCCGUACUAUUACCCUGAAGACUCCGGCCCUGAAGAAGAGCCUGGACAACCUGCUGGAACUGUGGAAGGAAUUGAACACCCAGGCCAGCCUGCACGGUGAUCGAUUGAAGCUGCUCGAGGGUGCCCUAGCUGGUCUGGAGGACAACGAGCAGGUCAUUUCGGAUCUGGAGGGCAAGCUGUCCCGACAACUGGAACUCCCCUCCAGCCAGGAGGGACUGUACGAGGUGUUUAAGAAGCUUACCACAAUCCAGGAAACCAUUUCGGCCCAGCAACCGGAAAUGGAUAAGAUGAACGAUUCCGCUGAUCAGCUGGGUCGAAUGGGUGUACCCACUAAGGUCCUCGGAGAUCUUAAGCGGCUACACGCCAACGUUGAGCGGUUGAACUCACGCUGGAACAACAUUUGCGCACAAUUGGCUGAACGGCUACGAAGCGUUGAAACUGCCAUCGGGUUGAUGAAGAACCUCCAAACGAGCAUCGUCGUAGAAGAGACCUGGGUCGAGAAACAGACCGAAAAGCUGCAAGCGUUGCCAACUGCCACGUCUGCCCGGGAACUGGAUACCAUGCUGGGCGAAACCCUGGAACGGGCGCCAAAGGUCGAGCAGGUCAAUCUCACCGGUGGCCGGCUGAUCCGUGAAGCUAAGAUCUACGAUGGCAAGUGCCUGCACUACAUCGACUGGCUGGUCGAGAUAAGGCCUAGCUUUUCGCCGCCGCGGCAAGAUUUGCGGCCACCGGACGUGGACCCAGGCGCCACGGAAGUGUACUCGAGGCGGCUCGACGGGCUGAACGGCCGCUACGAAUCGCUGAUCGAGCAGCUGACCCAGCGGCUCAAGACGGCGAUCGAGGUGAAUGGCGCGGACGGAUUGCGCUUUGCCGAAAGUCUACAAAGGCCGCUUCGAACGUACCGAACAGAGUUCAAUCUGGGCCGUCCGGUGAGCAGCAUCGAUGCCGAAGGUGCCGACGUCGAUGGCAAUGCCUUCCAGGAAGUAACGGAAGACAUCUACACCAGCACCUACACGGCGACGCAAAUAACAAAGAUUUCCAACAACAAGCUGAUCUACGAUUCGUUGGAUAGCAGCAGCAGCACUAGUGCCGGUCCAGGUCGGGAGGGAUCCCCGAAGAAAGUGAGCAAAAUCGAGAUGCAGUCGGAUGUGCAUCAUUCCAGCAAUGGUGACGGCGCCUCGUCGGUGCAAUUUACGGAAAUCCGUAGCCUGAAGCGUAUAUCGCGGGCGAAUGAAGCCGUCGGUACCAAUAAUGGUAGCGAAGAUGGCGAGUCCAUCCUAAAUAUGCCAGGCAUUGUGGACCCGGUCAGUGGGAGGAUUUUAACGGUUGGGGAAGCGAUUCGGUUAAGAAUAUUGGAUGUGCGGAGUGGUCAGCUGAAUGUAGAUGGCGAACGUUUGAGUCUGGAGGAAGCCGUUAGGAGGAAAUUGAUCGAUGCCGAUCUGGUGGAUAAUCUGUUGAGGCCAGGAGCUGCGCAGGAUCGCGACGGGCGGCCAAUGAGUUUACUGGAGGUGAUCCAGAAGGAAAUCUUGGAAGCGGAAAAUGGCUACGACAGCACGGAAAAGCGGAUCAAGGUAACAACCAGCAGCAGCGAUUCAUCUCCUGUAAAGCGCACCUCCACUGUAAAGUAUAACGAGAAAGAAGCAAAAAGUAUUGUCGAUGCGAUUAAACAAGGUUUGGUCGAUGCCAGUAGUGGCCUCUAUCGCACGGAUGCCGGCGACUUGAUCCCGCUGGCCGACGCCUACGAAUUCGGCUAUCUGGUUCGCAAUGAAACCAUCAAAAUUGCGCCCCACACGCUCUCGCUGACCGAUUCGAUCGGCCAGGGCCUGGUGGAUAAUGGUGGUUGGGUAAUUGAUCGUAACACUGGCGACACGUUCCGACUAGACUCAGCCAUCGCGAAGAAGCUCGUGAAUCCCGACUUGAGGGAAAUAGUGGACACCAAGAAUGACAUCAAAAUCACUGUGGCUCAAGCUAUAGAACAGGGUAUCUUGAACGCGAAAACAGGUCGUUUUAUGAAUCCGUUAACGAAGGAAAAGCUUACCUUUGCGGAAGCUCGCAAUCGGCAGCUUAUCUGUAAACCGAUGACUUUGAAAGAUGUGUGCGAUUUGAAUUUGUUUGACAAGGCGGAAAAAAUUGCCUCUCCCACGAGACGGGAGCGGGUCAAUAUUCCAGGUGCUAUUAGUUUAGGUGUAUUAGAUAGCGAUAGCAUUAAGUGUGUGUACAAAACCAAGGGUGAGCUGCUAACAUUGGCCGAAGCCCUCGAACAGGAAAUUAUUCUCCCAUUCGAGAAUCGUUACCGCCAUUCGGAAACCGGCGAAAUGAUGUCCAUUCCCGAGGCAGUGGAUCGGGGUUUGAUUUCAUCUGUCUCUAUUAAAUCCAUUUUCAAUAUUUUCGGUUUCAAAGAUCCACAUUCCAAGGAGUUUAUUUCCCUCAACACGGCCGUCUCGAAAAAUGUUCUGCGCAAAAAAGAUGGUCGCUUCCAGUUAGAUGUAGGUAAGGCUGUGCUAGUAGAUCUUGAGGAAGGCGUAGCUCAGGGACUUGUCCGUCCGGAAGUAUACGAAAUGCUCAACCGCAAGAUAGGUGUCUUCGAUAGCAAUGGCCAAGAGUUGUCCCUUUUGGACUUGGUCUACCACGAUCUUAUUGAUACGAAAACUGGUUUCCUACUAGAGGUCGGUAACAGCAAAGUGCUGCCUCUGGAACCAGCCAUAGAACGUAAGUUUAUUACACCAGAAGGAGCCUUACUUUUGAUUAGUCUUUUAAACAUUACCCUUACCACUGAAACGGUCGUGAAAACCAUCAAACGUUACGUCACCAUUACUCAUACCGGUGAACAGGUUGAAACCCAACCGGAAGUGCUACUCUCUUUCACGGAAGCCGUUCGGAAGGGUCUCAUUGAUGAAAAUACUCGAACCUAUCGAGACCCAUCCACCGGUAACAUUUACUCCAUACAGCAAGCUCUUAACCAUGGUUUCAUCAAACCCGACACCGAAGCCAUUCCACAGCAGGAAAGUGAGAUCACUGCUGCAAAACCAUCUUCCAUUCCUAUACAAUUCGAAACUUGUUUAACGAAAACCAGCAACUCUAAAUCCAUCAACAUCGUAACCAAAUUUUUAGAUCACGAGCGAAAGGAAGCUCAAACUUUUGAACUCCCCGCCGGAGGAUGGUCUCUGGCUGAGGCCAUCUCCAAACAACUCUUAGAUCCAGUUUGUGGGCUUCUUACCAUCCCGGGGUCCGAUCGUUUAAUUACCUUCGGCGAAUGUGUCAAGCAAAAAAUUAUCAACAGUCAAUCCGCUUUUGUCGUAGAUUCCAAGAACCCUCAAAGAAGGGUUACUCUGGAUCGUGCUCUCGAAAACCGAACCCUCGAUGCCACCGGCCAUUAUUCAGUAGUCAAGGGUAACAAACCCACUAUGAAACAGGCAAUAGAUCGGGAGCUCAUAAUUUUCGAAGCUCCAUCCGAUAAACCCACAGAUGGUUCUUCGAAUCGUACCAUUCGGGUUACGAAUAUUGUCGGACAACCAGAUGUGGUUGAAAUUAUCGCUCCCGGAACGAACGAAGCCACUCCCGUAAAUUGCGUCAAAACACCAGAAAUUCUUAGUCCGGAACCACUUCAACUGGCUCCCGGAAUCAUUUACGAUCCCUCGACUGCGCUUGUCAUUUUCACUGACAGUGGCCGAUCGGAUAGUAUUGUAAAGGCCGUCACAAACGGGAAAGUCGAUCCCAAUUUGGUUAAAAUUUCUGAUCCGCAAAGCGGGGAAAGUAUUACGAUUCCGGAAGCGAUUGAGCGUGGUAUUUUAAAUCCUCAAUCCGGAGAAAUUCGGAGUGCCAACGGUCGGUCGAUAAGUUUAAUUGAGGCAGCUCAAGCUGGGCUUGUGGCGGUCGUUGGCGCACCUUUGGUGGCCGCGGCCGGGGCUCUGGACCUCUUGAAGACCAUGGUUGAUCCUUCGACCGGUGAAGAGAUUCCAAUCGAACUAGCUUACGAACGUGGGCUGAUCACCAGAAGUCAGCUACCUAGUCCCGAGCGUGCGGCUCUUCGCAAAAAGCUUAGCCUUGACGAUAGCCGAAGAUCUUCCGAAGGACUUAUCGUGACAGUCAGUGAUUUUUCAGACAAAAUCCCUAAAGAACCAAUUGUUUUACAACGGUUGCGGAAGUGUGUAUUGCAGCCGAGAGACGCAGCCGACAAGGGCAUUUUAGACGAAGAAACGUCUUUAUUACUAGACAAUCCAAAAACCUUCGAGAAGUCGCAAUCAUUAAAUCAAGCUAUUGCGUUGGGCUUAGUGGAUGGUGAUCGAGGAAAGAUUAUCGAUCCUCAACGAGGUCAUACGCUUACCAUUAUUGAAGCUAUCCAACGUGGAAUUCUGGAUGGUCAGGGCAAAGGUAGUGUAUUCGUGCCUUUGGCGAAAUCUCUUUCCAUUCCUGAACUACGUACACAAGGACUUUUAAAUGUUGCUGAUUCGAGGAUCUACCAUCCCGAAUCCGGUCAGCUACUUAACUUGAAAGAAGCUUUGAUUUGUGAAAUUAUCGAUCCUUUGACGGAAGUUCAAAUUUCUGGAGAUCGUCUGUCCCUCGAAAGAGCCAUUAAACAGGGUGUAGUAAACGAUGAAGAAAACACUGUCAACAAUAUGAAACUUGUUACAGCUAUAGAUAAGAAUGUAUUCGUUGUGCCAAAUUAUCUACCAAAAAUACCUCCAGCAGGAAUGACGAUUCCUGUUAUUGUAAAACGCAACCUAUUAGACGUGGAUCGGAAACAAAUUGUUCACCCAAUCAGUAACGCUCGCAUGACAGUCGAUGAGGCAAUUAAGAACGAUUUUGUCAUGGCGAUACCCUACAUUCCUAAUGUUGACGGAGUCGGUAUCGACGAAGCUCUCAACAGAAAGCUCAUUAACCCAUCGAACCAAUCAUUUAAACAUCCGAAAACUUCCGAAGAAAUUCCCCUCCAAGAGUCGAUCGAGUGUGGCCUGUUAGAGGUCAAACCUUUGCCAGCACUUGUUCAAGGCUUGCAAGCCAACGAACGGGUAACAUCGGUUAUGCAAUCGGUAACAUCUGUCCAUACCAUCACUACAAAAACUGUGGAAAUCCAAUCAGGAUUUGUACUGAUUUCGGCUAAUGAAGUGCAGGACACCUUGACGGGUGAGAUCAUGACUGUCGAACAAGCUCGUCAAAAAGGUAUCAUCAGCGAUGAACGAGAAACAGAGAAACUCGUCGUAGAUGAAGAAGUAAACAUCAACUUUACCGAUGCUCUACAUCGUGGACUGUUGGAUGUUACCAAGGGUACAUUCAGACAUCCCCAAACAGGCGAUGUAAUGUCCAUUUCUACAGCGGUUGAUCGAGGAUUUAUCGCCAGCAGCGAUGAAACUCCAAACCGAUCGCCGGAAAUGAGCCACAAAGUUAUUGCAAACAUACAAAUUCCUUCUGAAAUUCAAUCAAGUACCAUCGAACGUCGGGAGAUCACGACGAGUGUAAUGGGAGGUUCGAACCAACAAACCGCGUUCGUUUCUUCGUCCUCCAACGAAAGCCGCCUGGGUGAAAACAUCAAGGACGCUGCAAAGUUAGGUCUUAUGGCCGUGGUUGGAGCUCCUGUCUUGGGCGGCAUGGCUAUCGCUGGUGCGGUGAAGAAAGCUUUCGAAAAGAAAGAUUCGGAACCUAAACCAGCGAGUGUAGUUAGUGGUAAGCAAGACGAAAAUAUGGGUAGUUCUGUUUUAGCAAAGAAACAACCGGAACACUCAACCCAGGUUACUAUUAAAACUUCCAAACCUGAAAUUCAACAAAAGGUUAAUCAGACGUCUGAGGAUAAGAAACAAGCCGAUGUUCGAACAGAUAUUCCUUCAGUCGGACCUAGUAGAGAGGAGUCUCCGUCAGUACUCGGACAUCGGAAUAAACAGAUUGAUACGAAGGAGGAGAGAACUCCAGUUGUGUCUAGUGAAGAGAAGCCACAAACAAUUCUAGAAAAACAGGAACAAGUGGCUGAUACAAAGAACGAAACUUCUUCUGCUGUUCCUAUCAAAGAGAAGACGCCAACGCUCGAAAAGCACAAUAUCGAAGUACCAAUUUCAGAAAGCUCUCCGGAAGCUCCUUUAGUUUCUGAUGAGAAUAUAAAAUCUAUUGAGAGUGUUUUCAUUACAACUGAAGAAACAACCGCAAUCGUUCCAGUUGCAACCGAAUUGGGAGAACUUGUGUCGGAUCUUUCGGCCAGUAAUAUUGAAGUGGAACGGCUCGAACCCAAGGUUUCGAUCACUUCAGAUAAUACCUCAUCGAAUCAAAUUGAACUAGAGAAACAAGUAACACCAGUUGUUGACUUGAACAAACCACUUAAUUCUUCAGAACCACUUCAGAGCAAUGAAGAGCAUUCUGUCGAUAAAGAUCUGACGGUUAGUAGUUCCUCGAAACAAGUCGAAGAACAAUUGAUUCCUAAUGACGAGCAAAAGAAUACAGAAGAAAUUGCUAAGCCAGUCGAAUCUUCCAAAAUUGAUCCAUCAGCUGGAAGUUUUGUGAAAGAUACAGAACUAUCAUCACCAGUUAAAACAGAAGUGAAGGAAGAAGUUUCCUCUUCAGAUCAUACAGUAAACGACGAUAAAACGAACCAAUCUACAACCCCUCAUCAACAACCAGAGAACGUUUCCACACAAAUAACUGUGAAAGAGGAACUCGUUCAACCAGUUGAAAAAGCGAUUCCAGAAAGUCUACUUAGCUCAGAAACAGAAACAGUGCCAAUUGAAAGUAGUGUGCCAAAAACGAACGAAGAUCAAUCUUUGUCAAAACAUGUUGAACUGAAGACAGAGCCUUCUGAACAACCUAUUUCAAAACCUUUGGAACUAAUUUCAGUAGAAAUUCCUGCGCAAUCGAAAGAAUCGCGUCCAGAUCCUUCCGUUACAGUUCAGUCGAAAUACCUUGAACCGACGAAUACUGCCGAAUCUAACGCUAUGAGUGAGACCGGUAAAAAAGUUCUGGAUGCUGCUAAAUUCGGCCUGAUGGCAAUGGUAGGGGCUCCAAUCCUAGCUGGAAAAGCUGUGGUGGAUGCACUCAAGAAAGAUGGUUCAGAAAAAGACAAGUUAGCUAACGUUUCGAAUGCUACCGCAGCUUUCUUGCAGCAGGAACGAACGCCUAACACCGGCACUGAACAGCGUCAACUUUCUGAGCUUCAACAAGCUCAAAAAGAUGAUGACGUAUUCGAGGAAGACAGCACAAAAACACCGGAAAAGCAUGUUACGUUUGAGGUUGCUGCAAGUGCAACCGAUAGUUCCAAGCAACAAGCUGAAGAACCCUACGAGAGGUUAUCUUUAGGGGAAGCUAUUUCGCAAGGUAAAAUCAUUCCUAAAAUCUGCUACAUUAUGGUGGACGACAAAAAGAUGCCGUACACGGUCGAGGAGGGCUUGAACAAUCAAAACGUGCGAAUUUACGAUAUCAUAGACGUCAUCUCCAAGGAACUGAUUUCGUUCGUUGAAGGCGAAUCGGACAGCCUGGUGAUCGACAAAAGCCUAACCAAACAGAAGUUGAUCGAGUUGGGAGUACUUGAUCCGGAAACCGGAAGCUUCAUUUUACCUUCUACCGGGGAGAGAAUUUCGUUCAAAGACCUCAUCUACAACUCCGGUCUCAUCGAUCCGAAUACAGUAUUCGUUAAGGAUCUGAGCGGAGACAAAUACGAACGGCUAGAUUUGGCACUGCAGAAGCAUUUGAUCGAUAAAAACUCCGGUCACAUGUUGGACAACAAAACGGGAAAAAAGGUUAAGUUUGUCGAGUGUUGCAAGCGAGCUUGGAUAAUUCAAAGGGAAUCAUCCGAUGAGAGCUUCGACAUUUCACCGACACUUUCAGAGGUGCUAGACGCAGGACAAUUCAAUCCGCAAACCGGAGAGUUUGUGCAGAACAACCAAAUAGUACCGUUAACCGAAGCCCUUAGGGCUGGACUGAUCGACAAUGAUUCGGUUUCGGUUCGGGAUCCUACCGAUGGUGAGAUUGUUCCGUUGCAGGUCGCCAUCGAGAGAGGUAUCAUUGAUUUGAAAUUAGGGGUUAUUUUCAACCGGGAGACUCAGGAAGAAAUCGACUUAAACGAAGCAUACAAUCGGGGUUACAUGUUGGAAGGUAAACGUAGACCGAUUUCUUUGGAAGCAGUCGUUCGAAAGGGUCUUUACAAUCCUCAAUCGGGGUUGAUUCUCGAUACGAUUACGGAAGAAAUGGUAGACGUUCAGCAAUCCGUUAACAAAGGUAUAGUUGAUCCGAAGAUUUCAAACGUUAAAGAUACGAAAGAGAACGUUCUGGUUCCGCUGCAAACAGCUUUGGACAAAAAGUUGAUUGACGCGGAGUCAGGAAAACUGAAAGACACCGAAACGGACGAAUUGGUUCCUCUGGAUGUCGCUUUAGAGAAAAAUCUGGUCGACACCAAAAAGGUUACUCACAGUUUGAUCGAUGUUUUGAACAAGGAGUUCUACAAUCCGAAAUCGGGAAAAAUCUUGAACCCCGGAAACGGGGAAGAGAAUGUUCUGAAGGACGCAAUCGAUAGUCAGCUGGUUGAAAUCGACAGCGUUCUCAUUCGAGAUGAACAGAAGGACAAAGUGGUUAAAUGUGGGGAAGCAAUCGAAAGUGGUUUGGUCGAUGAUGUCCGAGGUUUGUUGACACGACCGGAGCUUACGUUGGAUCGCGCUUACCAGAAGGGUUACAUUUUGAGCAAUAAGAAGCCGAUUUCGUUGACUGAUGCUCUGCUGCGUGGGUUCUACGAUCAGAAUAGCGGUCUUUUGCGUAUUGAUGGUGCUCCGGGAGUGACCUUGGAGAAGACAAUCGAUGACGGGGAAAUAUCUACGGGUGAUUUGAUUGUCCGAGAUCCCAAGAGUCGAGGGGUAGUAAGUUUGUCGGAAGCUAUUCGAGGAGGAUUGGUUGAUCCGGUUUCCGGGAUGGUGAUAGAUUCAGGUUCUGGAUUGAGCAUGGGUAUGACGGAUGCUUUAGAACGUGGUAUAAUUGUAGUAGCUAAAAGGCGCUGCAGUUUGCCGGAUGCAGUUUUCCGUGGGUUGUAUGAUCCAAAGUCGGGUCAGUUUAGCAGUACCACAACUCCGGAGAAAAUGUCUACCGAACGUGCUAUUCGCCGGGGCAUGUUAGAUCCGGAGUCUACGAUUGUCAAUGUUGCCGGAAGGAUUCAACCGUUUGAACUAGCUGUUGAAAAUGGAACAGUUGAUGUUAAAAGGGGAACAAUCGUUGACGAUGCGGGAAAUAAAAUUGACUUUAGGGAAGCUUUCGAUCGGGGACUGUUGGUUGAGGUUAGAAAGCCGAUCAGUUUGAGCGAGGCAGUUGUCAAGGGUAUUUACAAAGAAAAAACUGGUAUGUUCAUGGAUCCGAAGACUGGUCGAAGGCUAACGCUCUCCCAAGCUAUAGCUGAGAAAAUUAUCGAUCCAAACUCGGUACAAAUGAAGGAUUCGGCUACUGGCUUCUACAAAGAUCUUGAUUUGGUGGAUGCCAUUGAAAGUGACGUGAUAAAUGGUCAGAACUCGAAUGUCAAGCAUGGUAAGGAAAAGAUUACGCUGAAGCACGCCUUCGACAUUGGACUGUUGUACGACAGUAAGGCUCCAAUUAGUUUGCAGCGAGCUAUCCACCAAGGUAUUUAUGACGAAAAGACGGGUAAAAUUAUUGAUCCCGUUUCGAAUCGUAAAAUUACGCUACACGAAGCUACUCGUAAGUUUGUUAUCAAUCCCCAAUUGCCGUGUUAUUUCAACGAGAGGGAUGAAAUUAUGUUGAACCUGUUCGAGACCUGCCGUGCCAAGUUGAUCGAUCGUAGAGAGGGAGUCUUCAAAGAACCCGGUAGUGAGGCGUUUAUUCCGCUGAAUGAAGCCUUGGGCUUAGGGUUGAUAGUCGAUAUUGAAAGUGCUGGCUUCGGCUUGUACGAAACGUUAGCUAUGCAUUUCUACGAUAGGAAGAGUGGGAAAAUGUUGCACCCUAUUACGAAUCGUAAAAUAACGCUCAAUGAAGCUUGUAGAGAGGAUAUAGUUAAUCCGAUGUCGUCAAUUGUGAAAAAUACGGUUACAGGGAAAUACAUUCGUCUUGAUGAAGCUAUUGAGGCCAAAAUCAUUGAUGAUCAAGAAGGAGUUUAUGUCCUACCAAAGGGAAACAAAAUCGAUUUGCAGGAAGCUAGGCGGAAGGGCUUGAUUGUAACGAAUCAAAAGUUGCUAUCGAUGGAAAAGGCUAUCAAACAGCAACUGUAUCGACCGGAGGCUGGUACCUUUGUUGAACCCACUUCCGGUGAUCAGAUCAAUCUGUUGGAAGCGUUAGAUAGCGGGUUAUUGGAUUUUGAAACCACUGUUUAUAAAGAUGCUGUAACUGGACAGGACAAGCCCCUUAGAGCAGCGAUUAAUGAUCAGGACAUUGAUGUAGAGAAGGGUAAGGUAGUGGAUAGGAAGGCAGAUCGUACCUUCAACUAUGAUGUAGCUUUCGAUAAGGGUUUGUUGGUAACGGUUCAGAAGCCGAUUACUGGAAAGAUUUUAGAGCGUAAGGAGAGCAUUGACAAUCUUUUGCAGGAAUCGCCAAUAGGGAAAGGACCGAAAGAAAUGAGUUUGAAAGAUGCGCUUAGACAUGAUAUUCUAUCGGCGGACUUGUCAGUAUUAAAGCAUCCCAAGAGCCGGAUGUUUAUUCCGUUGAAGAUAGCCUUACAAGAUGAUUUGAUUUCUGCAGAAAGUAGAGCCACAGUGGAUCCAAAACAGUCAUUCUUUGUGUUCGGCGAAAAUCAGAUCGUAUACGUGAAGGAACCUUUGACCUUUGACCAUGCGGUUGAGUCUAGUCAGCUGGAUCUGUCGACCGGUAAGUUCUUGUAUAAAACUCCAACGAUUGGUGGUGGUUGUGCGCCCGAUGGCAACACUGUUGAGUUGUUGAGCCUAAAGGACGCCAUCGGUCAGGGUUUGAUUGAUCCCGAAUCGGUGCUGUUGAAGGAUGGAGCUAAGAAAAAAAUGCUCCCACUGCCGGAAGCGUUCCGGAAAGGUCUUAUCGACGCCGACAAGUCCAACGUGUUAGAUACCAAUACAUCUAAGCUCACUAGCCUUCAGACGGCCGUGGAUAGUGGCCUGUUGAUAACGCCUAAAAGGGCUCUCGGUCUCCUGGAGGCUCUAGAUUUUAACUUGUACAACGCCGAACGGGGCACAUUCGAUGAUCCGUUCCAUCCCGAUCAACCGAAAACUCUCAAUGAUUCUAUACAAUCCGGUUCGAUUGACCCAACAACAACAAUGGUGCGUGAUAUCGGUAACAAUAGUGUUAUAGUGCCGUUGCUAACCGCCGUCGGUAGCGGGCUAAUCGAUCCGAUCAGCGGACAGUUCAAUCUCGAUAGUGAACAAUCUAAGAUCGAUCUCGCGAAAGCGCGCGAUCGUGGAUAUCUCGUGCUAGCCGAGCAAAGGCAAGCGGUCGUCGAAAAGUUUGCAUUAUGCGAAGAUCAUCUGAGCAAACUACUCGAAUGGAUCACACGAGUCGAACAGGACAUUGCCUCCGUCGGUGGACCCAAAGAACGUGUAGAUGACCUGAGGAACCAAAUCAACUCCUUGAAGCAAAUCAAGGAUGACAUCGAUACGCAAUCGCGUCCGGUGGCCUCCUGUUUGGAGCAGGUGCGUCAGUUGGUUCUGACCGGUGGAGAUGUCCUGAGUGCUCCAGAGGUAGCUGCAUUGGAAAGCUCGGGCCGCGAGUUGCGGUCCCGCGUGGACAAAGCACAAGAUCGCACCGGAAAACUUCUACGGCGGCUUGGAUCUGCCCGUGAUGAGCUGAGCAAGCUGCGUUCCGAACUCGAUACCUUCACCAGUUGGUUGCAGAGUUCGCGUCGUACUUUGGAGGAGAAGGAAAACACUCUCUCGGAUCUGAACCGGCUCUCCAGUCAGUCGGAAUCCGUGAAAGAAUUCCACGGAGAUGUUGUGGCGCACCAGGCCGAUCUGCGGUUCAUCACUAUGUCAGCGCAAAAGUUUGUCGACGAAUGCAAAGAUUACCUCGUUGUCCUGAACGAUUUCCGAACUACACUUCCGGAACGAUUGCCGCACAUCGAACAAAUUUCCAGCUCCGACAGUCCCAUUCGCCAAGAAGUCUCACUAGUCACUGCACAAUACCGUGAUCUGCUAAACCGUGCCAAUGCAUUGCUCGAUCGCUUGGCCGGGUUAGGAGGACGUCAACGAGACUAUCAGGAGGCCUUGGAAAAGGCACGCUCAUGGCUGCGAGAUGUACAACCUCGCGUAACUUCUGUAUUAUCUGAUCCGAUCGCCGCUGAUCCACAAUCCGUCCAGGAGCAAAUGAACCUAACUAAAGCGCUACAGAGUGAAUUCCUAUCUCAGGGUAGACUCAUCGAUAACGUUCAACAUAGCUUAGAUGCCUUGUUGACGUCGCUUGCCGGUAGACUCAGCCCUGCUGAAGUAUCUGCCCUGGAAAUUCCCGUUGAAGACGUCAAAGACAAAUACAGACAACUCUUGGAAGCUCUCGGCGACCGUUCCAAACUGCUUGAUACCGCCCUUGUACAGUCUCAGGGCGUACAAGAUGCCCUCGAUGGCCUUUCAGGAUGGAUCAAUCAAUCGGAAGACAAAUUCAAGCUUCAAAACCGACCAGCUUCGCUCAUUAAAGAUCGUCUCGUCGAACAAGUUCGUGAACACCGUGGUCUGCUGAACGAUUUAGAAUCUCAUCGUACCAGUCUUGAAAGUGUCACUCUGUCUGCCAAGGAACUCAUGGCUACAGCUUCCAAUGCUCGCCUUGCCAAACGUAUUGAAACCAAUCUCGGCGACGUUACCGGACGCUUCGAGAAGCUUCUGGAUAAGGCACUUAGACGGGGAGAAUUCCUGGAAGACACUCUAGCACAGCUCAACAAAUUUAAUGGUGAUGCGGCGCAUCUUGAACAAGAACUAUCCAAUCUCCAGGAAGCUCUCGAGGGAAGAGAACUAACAACCCUUCCCGCUGAAACUAUGAUGCAACGAAUGAUGGAACUCAAUCGUAACAAAGAGCUGCUACGCCCUCUCUACGAAAGCUGCGUUAAACUUGGCAAGGAUCUCAUUGCCAAACGCGAUGUAACGGAUACAGGAAUCGUAAGAGACCGCGUCAAGGCCCUAGAGAACGGUUGGAAGAACCUAGACAUGGCUCUCGAAGAAAAAUUGAAACUAUCCAAACAGAAGGCCGAACAGCUCAAUGCCUACGAAGAACUUAAAGAUCAAGUACUCGUGUGGCUGUCGAGUAUCGAAACCAGAACCAACAACUUGGCACCUGUGGCUGUUGAUGUAGAUACCAUCAAAUAUCAAAUAGAAGAGGUCAAGCCGCUAGUCAAAGAACAUCGCGAUUAUGCUGUAACCGUUGAUAAAGUGAAUGAUCUGGGUGCUCAAUACGACGCAUUGAUUAGACCGGAAAGUCCAUCCCGUAAACGAUCCGUUUACAGUCCAAUCAAACGUUCCACAGUCAGCCCAAUGCGACGUCUUUCCGGGGACGCUCGUUCUCCAAGCCCGACCAAAGCGUUGGGCGUAGGUCAAAGCCCAACUGUAUCGCCACUUUCUCCUGGUGGAUCGAGUGGAUUCGGUAGUCGGCGCUCAUCACAAGAUGGAUUCCAACUAACCGAUCUGACGCCGAUCCAGCAACAACUUACUGAGAUUAACAACCGAUACAGUUUGGUUGGUGCUCGUUUGAACGAUCGACAAAACGAACUAGAUUCAGUGCGAGAUGAGGUACGAAAACAUCAGGAGAGUUUGAAAACUCUGGCAGCGUUCUUGGACAAAAUCCAGCGUCUUGUUCCGAAGGAGGUAAUCAGCAACAAAGAGGAAGCCGAACGUUGCAACAAACAAGCUCGAAAGGUAUUGGAAGAAAUGUAUGAAAAGCAGAGUCUUCUUGAUUCUACCAAAGCACAGUUGAAAGAUUUGCUUAAACGCAAGCCUGACGCUCAAGGCGCUGAUCGGCUUCGAUUGGAAUUGGACGCAGUCACUGAUCGUUGGAAGAAUUUGCAUGACCUUUGCAAGGAUCGCAUCAACUUCUCUGAACAACUGCGAGACUUCCUCGAUACUCAUGAUAACCUGAACAGUUGGUUGACAGCUAAAGAACGUAUGCUAACGGUUCUUGGACCGAUAUCUUCUGAUCCACGAAUGGUACAAAGUCAGGUACAACAAGUCCAGGUCCUCAGAGAAGAAUUCCGUGGACAACAACCUCAGCUUAACCAUCUUCAAGAGGUUGGUAACGCAGUCCUUGAAUAUCUGCGUGAGUCAUCUCCUGAAGGUCAAUCUGUGUCAACUAAAUUGAAAACCGUCAAACGUAAAUGGGAUGAUUUGGUCAGCCGAUUGGACGAACGAGCCCAAAGUUUGGGAGCAGCUGCCGAUAGUUCUAAGGAAUUCGAUGCAGGUUUGAACCGACUUAGGGAAGCUCUACAAAACAUUAGCGAUAAUUUGGAUGCUCUUCCAACUGACCGCGAUCAUCAAGAAAUACUGCGCAAAAUUGAGAAUCUUGAAAGGCAACUCGAAGGACAAAGACCACUUCUUGCUGAUUCUGAAGCUGCCGGUGAAGCUUUGUGUCGUGUGCUUAGUGAUCCUGCAUCUAGAGCCGACGUCAAUGCCCGAUUGGCUGCUGUAGGCAAACAAUAUCAGAACUUGCAGAAGAAACUUGACCUUAGAAAAGCAGAAACAGAUGCUGCCCUCCGAGAUGGACGACAGUUCGCAGAAACAUGUGCUCGUACUCUGGGUUGGUUGUCAGGUGAACUUGGUAAUCUUACCGAUCGUCUAUUGGUAUCUGCUCACAGACCGACUCUACAGCACCAAAUCGAUACACACGAGCCAAUCUAUCGGGAGGUUAUGAGUCGAGAACACGAAGUUAUCAUGCUGUUGAAUAAAGGAAAGGAAUUACAGGAUAAACCAGGACAAGCUGAUCGAUCUGUACAGCGAGAUUUGGAGAAAAUUUCACAGCAAUGGGAACGACUGAGGAAUGCUGCCGUUGAUCGACAUUCGCGUCUACAAACCUGUAUGGAACACUGCAAGAAGCAUUCUGCUGCAUCCGAAGCUUUCUUGGGCUGGUUGCGAAACGCUGAAGACAAACUUUCCUCUUUCAAGCCAGGUAUUUUGAAGAAGUCGCAGCUCGAUCAACAGCUAAAAGAACUUCAAGUAUUCCGCUCAGAUGUCUGGAAAAAGUCUGGUGAAUAUGAAAGCACCCGUGGACUCGGCGAAUCGUUUAUAACGGCUUGUGAUGUUGAUAAGGAACCUAUCAAGGCCGAAUUGCAAGAUAUGAAAGAUCGGUGGGAACGUCUGAACAAUGAACUUUUAAUGCGUGCCCAAACUUUGGAGCUGUGUGCUAAGCGACUUGGAGAAUUCAACGAUGAGCUUCGUGAUUUGGAUCACGCCGUUUGUCGCUGUGAAGAUCGUUUGGCUGCCCAUGAUGCGCUGGGCGGAGCUGCUAAAGAUCCAAAACUGUUGGAUAGAGUGAAAACCAUAAAGGAAGAUGCAACUGCACUUAAGAAACCACUACAAGCAGCUCGAAAACUGGCGGGUGAUAUUGCUGUGGAAGCUCGUUCAGCAGGCGGAGAUGCCGAACAUCUGAAAAGCGAAGUUGAUGGAAUUUCUGAUCGUAUUGAAGAUUUGCAUGCACGGCUAGAUGAUCGCUGUGGUGAACUACAAUCUGCCGCAACUGCUGUAUCCCAAUUCAAUGAUGCAGUGAAAGCUCUUGGUGUCGAUUUGAGUGAACUUGAAAAUCAACUUGAUUCGUUGUCGCCACCUGCUAGAGAAAUAAAGACGGUGCUCAACCAACUAGAUGAGGUAGCGUCUAUUAUGAGUAAAAUUGAUCGCGUAGCCGGUAACGUUGCAAGCGUAGAAAGAACAGGUGAACAGCUGGUUGAUUCUGGCUUUGCCCCGGAUACAGUCGGAACACGGGAACAGAUCGGCGGUCUACGCAAACAGCUGGCUAAACUGGAAAACAAAGCUCGAGAUCACGACGAUUCCCUGCAGAAGGCUUUGAAAGCACUUCAGAAAUUCUAUGAUCUGCACCAAGGUACACUGGACGAUCUAAACGAUGCUACUGAUCAAGUUAAGAAAUUGAAACCAGUUAGCUCUGAAUUGGAACAGAUUCGUCUCCAACAGGAUGAUUUCCGUCGUUUCAAGACACGUCACAUAGAACCGUUGGUUGUUAAAAUUGAUGAAGUCAACCGUGGUGGACAAGAUUUGAUCCGUUCAGCUCAGGGAGGAGUUCCUACGAAUGUUUUGGAGAAAGACCUGGAGAAGAUCAACGAUAAGUGGAACGAUUUGAAGGAUAAGAUGAAUGAACGAGACCGUCGUCUGGAUGUUGGUCUGUUACAAUCUGGUAAGUUCCAGGAAGCUUUGGAUGGUUUGGCCAAAUGGCUCAAAGAUACAGAAGAAAUGGUUGCCAAUCAGAAACCGCCAAGUGCCGAUUACAAGGUAGUUAAGGCUCAACUGCAAGAACAAAAGUUCCUCACAAAAAUGUUGAUGGAUCGUCAAAAUUCCAUGUCAUCUUUAUUCCAACUGGGACAAGAAGUUGCGGCCGGGUGUGAUGCUUCUGAGAAGGCGGCUAUUGAACGCCAGUUGAAGGAACUAAUGGGACGCUUCGAUGCGUUGACAGAUGCUGCUCAAACUCGUACUUUGGAUUUGGAACAGGCUAUGCACGUAGCCAAACAAUUCCAAGAUCAACUUAUUCCUUUGACCAAAUGGUUGGAUGGUGCUGAACGUGCUGUCAAAGCUAUGGAACUUGUACCGACUGACGAGGAGAAAAUUCAACAACGCAUCCACGAACAUGAGCGUCUACAUGAUGAAAUUCUAUCCAAACAACCCGAUUUCAGAGAGUUGGCUGAUAUUGCUGGUCAGCUUAUGAAACUAGUUGGUGAUGAUGAAGGUGUGGUGUUGAGUGAGAAGGUCAAACUUAAUACGGAUCGGUACACAGAUUUGGUGCAAGCUAGUGAAAAUAUUGGUCACAUUCUGAACGAAUCUCGCCAAGACCUGCGACAUCUAGUGUUGACUUAUCAGGAUUUGGUAUCCUGGAUGGAAAGUAUGGAAAGCCGUUUGCAGAGAUUCCGAGUAAUCCCAGUUCAUACCGAGAAGCUUCUUGAACAGAUGGAUUUACUGGUCAAGUUGAAUGAAGAUAUUGCCAGUCGAUCGCCGAAUGUAGAAUCAACAGUUGAAGCUGGUUCAGAACUGAUGAAGCAUAUUUCCUCGGACGAGGCUUUGCAGCUUAAGGACAAACUGGAUUCAUUGCAGAGACGCUACGGUGAACUCACCACCAAGGGAGGUGACUUGUUAAAACACUCUCAAGAUGCUCUACCAUUGGUACAGCAAUUCCAUCAAUCACAUGUUCGUCUGGUUGAUUGGAUGCAGGCUGCUGAAGCCACGCUUUCCACCGGCGACUCUAACGAGAUCGACAUCGUGCGACUUGAAGCUGACUUGACGGAAAUGAGACCUGUGUUGGAAACUGUUAACUCAGUUGGACCUCAGUUGUGCCAAAUUUCCCCUGGUGAAGGUGCAUCAACAAUUGAAGGAAUUGUAACCCGAGAUAAUCGACGGUUUGAAGCUAUUGUUGAACAGAUCCAAAGAAAGGCUGAACGCCUACACCUGAGCAAGCAACGAUCCAACGAAGUGACUGCCGAUAUAGAUGAGCUGCUAGAAUGGUUCCGAGAUAUGGAUGCUUCCUUGCGAGAUGCUGAUCCACCAGCAAUGGCUCCGAAAUUAGUUCGUGCACAACUGCAGGAACAUCGUUCCAUCAAUGAUGACAUUUCCAGUCAGAAGGGACGCGUUCGAGAUGUUACAUCUUCUGCUAAGAAGGUUCUUAGGGAGUCUCAACCCAAUGAAAAUACCAUUGCUCUGCGUGAAAAACUAGAAGAUUUGAAGGAAGUAGUGGAAACGGUCGCCGGACUUUGUUCCAACCGUUUGGCCAUACUUGAACAGGCUUUACCACUAUCAGAACACUUUGCCGAUUCGCACAGUGGUUUGGUGGCUUGGUUGAAUGAUAUGGAACACCAAAUUGCAAUGCUUGCCAUGCCUGCUUUACGUCCUGACCAAAUUGCCGUUCAGCAAGACAAAAAUGAACGCCUUACGCAGUCGAUUGCGGAGCAUAAGCCACUUCUGGACAAAUUGAACAAGACCGGUGAAGCGCUCAUGGCUCUCGUGGCUGAUGACGAUUCUGCAAAGAUAAGCGAAAUUCUGGAAUCAGACAAUGCGCGCUACGCAGCUUUGCGUACAGAACUUCGAGAACGGCAAAAUGCUCUAGAAAGGGCGUUGCAAGAGUCCAGUCAAUUUUCUGAUAAAUUGGAAGGUAUGCUACGUGCUCUGCAAAACACCGCUGAGCAGGCCAACCAAGCUGAUCCAAUUUCUGCUCAUCCACCGAAGAUCCGCGAUCAAAUUGAAGAAAAUGCCGCACUGGUUGAAGACAUUGAUAAGCGAGGUGAGGCAUUUGCAGCAGUUAAACGCGCCGCCACGGAUAUCAUUUCAAAGGCUAAUAAUCAAUCGGAUCCGGCGGUUCGUGACAUCAAGAAAAAGCUGGAUAAACUGAACAAUCUUUGGAAUGAUCUACAGAAGACUACUUCAAAGCGUGGUUCUGCUUUGGAUGAUACCCUAGGGGUUGCCGAAAAGUUCUGGAAAGAAAUGAAGGCAGUAAUGGAGACGCUCAAAGAACUACAAGAAGCUCUUCAAACACAAGAACCUCCAGCAGCGCAACCGCAAGCUAUCCAAAAACAACAGGUUGCACUGCAAGAAAUCCGCCAAGAAAUAGAUCAAACAAAACCGGAAGUUGAACAAGUUCGACGCACUGGUAGUAAUUUGAUGUCACUGUGUGGCGAACCGGACAAACCGGAAGUGAAGAAGCACAUUGAAGACUUGGACCACGCUUGGGACAAUAUCACUGCCUUGUACGCCAAACGGGAAGAGAACCUAAUCGACGCCAUGGAAAAGGCUAUGGAAUUCCACGAAACAUUGCAGAAUCUGUUGAACUUCCUUACCAAGGCCGAGGACCGAUUCCAAAAAUUGGGUCCCCUGGGAUCCGACAUCGAAGCCGUCAAGAAGCAGAUUGCGCAGUUGAAGCAAUUCAAGGAUGAUGUUGAUCCCCACAUGGUAGAGGUUGAGGCGCUUAACAGAGCAUUGAACAGGCAAGCUGUUGAGCUGACAGAGCGGACGUCUGCUGAGCAGGCUAGCGCUAUUCGUGAACCACUAAAUGCAGUGAAUCGCCGUUGGGAAAACUUGCUGCGAGGAAUGGUUGAGCGUCAGAAGCAAUUGGAACACGCUCUGCUCCAUCUGGGUCAGUUCCAGCAUGCCCUGAACGAGCUGCUGGUUUGGAUCAACAAAACCGAUGCCAAUUUAGAUGAGUUGAAACCGAUUCCGGGGGAUCCACAACUUUUGGAAGUGGAGUUGGCCAAACUGAAGGUGCUUGCCAAUGACAUCCAUGCCCACCAGAGUUCGGUCGAUACGUUGAACGAUGCCGGAAGGAAGUUGAUUGAGAAUGAUCGUGGAUCAUUGGAGGCUUCAACUACCCAAGAUAAGCUCCAGCAGUUGAACAAACAGUGGCGUGAUUUGUUACAGAAGGCCGCUGAUCGUCAACAUGAGCUGGAGGAAUCACUGCGUGAGGCACAAGGCUUUACCGCAGAAAUUCAGGAUCUUUUGGGAUGGUUGGGAGAUGUUGACGCAGUUAUUGGAGCAAGCAAACCAGUUGGUGGUUUGCCAGAGACAGCUUCAGAACAAUUGGAACGCUUCAUGGAAGUUUACAACGAGUUAGAAGAGAACAGACCGAAGGUUGAGACUUUGAUCGCACAAGGGCAGGAAUACGUCAGAAGACAGACUCAGAUGCAGGUAUCGGCUAGUAAUUUACAGCACACGCUACGAACGUUGAAGCAGCGUUGGGAUGCUGUGGUUUCUCGAGCAUCCGAUAAGAAGAUCAAGUUGGAGAUUGCUUUGAAGGAGGCAACCGAAUUCCACGAUGCCUUGCAAGCCUUUGUUGAAUGGCUGACGCAAGCUGAGAAACAGCUUUCAUCUGCUUCGGCAGUAUCGCGUGUGUUAGAAACAAUUCAGCUGCAGAUGGAAGAGCACAAAGUCUUGCAAAAGGACGUCUCUAUUCAUCGAGAAUCGAUGUUGUUGCUGGACAAGAAGGGUACUCAUCUGAAAUACUUCAGCCAGAAGCAGGAUGUUAUUUUGAUUAAGAACUUGCUGGUUUCGGUGCAACACCGCUGGGAACGAGUGGUAGCCAAGGCUGCUGAGAGGACACGUGCUUUGGACCAUGGUUACAAAGAGGCACGAGAGUUCCACGAUGCUUGGCUACAGCUCACGUCUUGGUUGAAGGAAACCGAAACAACUUUGGAUACGCUAUCUGAGGAAACCACCAACGAUGCUGUCAAGAUUAAGAAACACCUUGAGAAAUUACGCGAGAUUCAGAGACAUCUGCAAUCGAAGGAAAGCUUCUACGAUAGUACCAUGCGCAACGGAAAGGGUCUUAUGGAUCGUGCGCCAAAAUCAGACGAAGCGGUGCUAUUGAGAAUGAUGAACGAACUGAAGGACUCGUGGAAACGGGUUUGCAAUAAGAGUGUUGAGCGUCAGCGCAAGUUUGAGGAGGCUUUACUGCUCUCUGGACAAUUUGCCGAUGCUCUGCAAGCCCUCUUGGAGUGGUUGCGAAAGGCUAAAGCUCGUCUGGCCGAAGAUGGACCAGUUCAUGGUGAUUUGGACACCGUAACAACGCUGGUUGAACAUCACAAACAGCUAGAAUCCGAUCUGGACAAACGAUCCGCACAAAUGCAAAGUGUAAUGAAGACAGGCAAGGACCUGGAAAAGUCCGACGAAACUAGGGAAACUUCUAAGAACUUGAAGGAAUUACAAAAGUUGUGGGAUGAUGUUCAAAACUUGAGCUCUAAACGCAAGCAGCGGUUGGAUGUGGCGUUGAAGGAAGCCGAACGACUUCACAAAUCGGUGCACAUGCUGCUCGAAUGGUUGUCAGAAGCCGAACAAAAGCUACGAUUCGCGGCCGCCGCUCCGGACGAUGAACAGCAGGCCAACGAUCUGCUUAUUGAACACAGUCGGUUCAUGAAAGAACUUCGUGAAAAGGAAUACGACAAAGAGGACACUCUUGGCCUAGCCAAUGCUAUCCUGGGCAAAGCUCAUCCGGAUGCAAUUCCAAUCAUUAAGAACUGGAUCUCAAUCAUUCAGUCUAGGUGGGACGAAAUUUCGCAGUGGGCUCUCAGCCGUCAGACGAAGCUCGAGGCUCAUCUGAAAUCCCUCAAAGAUUUGGACAAUUCAAUCGAGGAAUUGCUGGCAUGGCUGUCCGGUUUGGAAUCGACGCUCAUGAAUCUAGAACAGGAACCGCUGCCGGAGGAGAUUCCACCUUUGGAGGUGUUGAUUGCCGAUCACAAAGAAUUCAUGGAGAACACGGCCCGCCGGCAGGGUGAAGUAGAUCGUGCUUGUAAGCCUCGUCAACCACCGCCAGGUUUGAAGGAAGCCCGCAAACCGUCCCGCGGUGUUAUGAAGACGCCUAUUAAGGGAUCACAACAUGAUUUGCGCGAACACUCGCCAGACUACGGCACCCUAGGAAGAAAGCAAAGUUUCAAGGGAUCGCGUGAUCAAGGACUUAACUCACGUCGUACAAGUCGUGUGAGUCCUGGACGGGAAACCCAGACACCGGAACGUGAUCGUUUGCCGCAUUAUGGUCCACGAUUCUCACCAAGCAAUCAACCGGAGACGGAGUUGCGCUCACCGCGCGCCAAGCUCCUGUGGGACAAGUGGCGCUACGUGUGGAUGCUGGCAUGGGAACGCCAACGGCGUCUACACGACCAUCUACUCUACCUGCAGGAUCUGGAACGAGUGCGGCAGUUCAGCUGGGAGGAGUGGCGCAAGCGCUUCCUGAAGUUCAUGAACCACAAGAAGUCUCGGCUAACGGACCUGUUCCGCAAGAUGGACAAGGACAACAACGGCUUGAUCCCGCGGGAGGUCUUCAUCGACGGAAUCAUCGGAACGAAAUUCGACACCUCGAAGCUGGAGAUGAACGCUGUGGCGGAUCUGUUCGAUCGCAACGGCGAGGGGCUGAUCGACUGGCAGGAGUUCAUUGCCGCGCUGCGGCCCGACUGGCAAGAUCGCAAGCCAAAAACCGAUGCCGACAAGAUCCACGACGAAGUCAAGCGGCUGGUGAUGCUGUGUACCUGCCGGCAGAAGUUCCGGGUGUUCCAGGUCGGCGAAGGCAAAUAUCGGUUUGGAGACUCCCAGAAGCUGCGUCUAGUGCGAAUUCUCAGAAGUACUGUCAUGGUUCGUGUCGGAGGAGGAUGGGUUGCACUGGAUGAAUUCCUGGUCAAAAAUGAUCCCUGCCGAGUUGCGCUAGUGCUUCCACUUCCGAAUCCGAAUGAUCCCCGCCAGCACGAGGCCUGCUGUCCACUUUCCAAGGGACGCACCAACAUCGAGUUGCGCGAGCAGUUCAUUCUAGCCGACGGCGUAUCGCAAUCGAUGGCCGCCUUUAAGCCGCGCAUGUCCGGUUCCGCUGGAUCGGGCUCGAAUACGGCCAGCUCGCCCAUCCCGACCCAAGGUCCGAUUGUGAAGGUGCGGGAACGAUCGUCCAAGUCGAUCUCGAUGUCCCGGCCAUCCCGUUCGUCACUGUCGGCCUCGACGCCCGACUCGCUCAGCGACAACGAAAGUAGCAUAGGAACGCCGGGCCGAUUCCAGACGCCCAGCCGCAAAACUUCAGUAGUGCCAAUCAGAUCUCAAAUGACACCCGGUGGCUCCCGGGCCAAUUCUCGGCCCACGUCCCGGCCGGCUAGUCGAGCCGGAUCGAAGCCACCGUCCCGUCACGGAUCAACUCUGUCGUUGGACAGCACCGACGAUGCCACACCCUCGCGCAUUCCAACCCGCCGGAUAACGACGACAACGACGGCUCGGCCAUCGCGGCUCUCGGUCGGCGGUGCCGGAACAACCACCACAACCAAUGGCGUCUCGUCGAGGACGGCGUCAGGAGCAGCAUCGCCCGCACCAACCAGAAACGGUGGCAUGAGUCGAUCAUCAAGCAUACCAACACUAGUAGGACUACCAAAUAGCAGUCAUCGCUCUCGGAUUCCCGUGAGACAGACAUCGAAUGUGUCGAACUCUUCGACGAAUUCAGCAACGGGGAAAACGAGCGGCACCUCGACCCCAUCGGGCAUGAUGACGCCCCGGCGAACCUCCGUAGAACCUCAAACGCCCGGAACAGCCGGAAGCACCCGACCGGAUCGAAGUUCGCGAGGAACGACACCGAGCGAAAAGCGUGCCCCAUUUAGGCUGUAAUCCCCUCCAUCGUACUCUCUACCUACUAGUAGAUUUGAACCGGGAAAAAACAAAAAAAAACUCCAAAUGAGACGACCGAAAAAAAAAUUCCCAACGGAAACGAACGAACCAACAAAAAUGGAACAACUCGAAAUACCUAACACCACGCCCACUUUUGUGCUAACAAGAAACCGUUCUCAGUUCGAUGCCGAAGGUCGGGGAGGAGGGGGAAAGACCUAUGAUAACAUAUAGUUUCAAGAAAAGCUUCCCCAAACGGCCGGUCGUCUCUGUACUAAUCAGUUCAAAGUAUUUUUUCUGUUUAUUUUCUUCUUAUUUAUAAUAACUAGCUUUUCUUCGUUGAGAAGAAUUAAAAAAUGCAAUACUAAUCGAUGAUAAUGAUUAGAGAUUCCAGAGUGUAGCAGCGAGUUAGCGUGUAUGAAGAAUGUCAGAAAAAUGAUAAGCGAGAGAGAUAGAAAAAGAGCGUUACAACAAGCGAUUGUAAAACAUUUUUUUCACAGUGUACAUAUUCCGGUCUUCUUAGCAAGAAUUUUCCAGUGAAACAGAUAGUCCCCUAGAAAGAAUGAGAAAAAAGAGAGAUAGCGCUAAAGGUAGCAAGUUUCAGAGCUGUAGAGCAACUGAGGUAGAUCAAUUGCAAAAGAUUAGAAAAUAUGUGGUUUUUUCUUUACAGUGUACAUACUCUAGGAUAGAAACCGAAGUAAAGUUGUAAAAAUUCAUUUGAAGCCAGGAGACGAAAUCGGUAAAGACAGCUGUUUUUUUUAAAGAAAAUAACCAUCAUUUUAUGUGAAAAGAAUUAUUUGGAUUUGUUUUGGAAGUAGAUACAGUUGUUAGGGGACUUAAAAUAUAUUUGCGAAUAAAGUUUCAAAGUAACCAUUAGAAGACAGGAUUGUGUAAAAUCGCCAGUUCCUCAAUUUUGGUCUUCAAUGGAUUCUUAAUUUGAGUCAAACCAUUGUUAAAAAAGUUUCUACAUCUGUUCAGAAACCAUAUGAAUGAGAGCGCGCGCGUGUGUGGUGAAAGAAUCGCCGGAGCGUUGUUUUUUGUUUGUCAUAAAAAAUAUUUUUAUUUAUUAUUUAUGAAAGAUUUAGGAUUUAAAAGUUAAUUUCUUUGUUUAACCGUUGCUGUCAUUCGCUUGACGAGCGAAAAAUCGCCAGUUUUCGUUGGUCGAUCGAAUGGACAUUAUUAUGUUCACCAGAAGAUGCUCUUUCGAAAAGGGAUUUCCAAAACCGUGCCGAUUGAUGCCUGUGAUGAGAAAAAUCGCCAGUUUUCUCACUCAAGCAACACACUCACACACGUAGGCGAAUCCUGUUGACGCGACAGUAUCUUCGGUUUUUCAUUAAUUUACUUUUUUGUUCGGCUCCAUACGGCUUGCCUUCGGUUCGAGCUUGCUAAAUAAAAUGAAUACUAUAGGAAAAAUAUGCCGAAACAUAAUUGUAGGUUAAAAUGUUUACGCAGUUAUUAAUUCAUUAACUACAAAAGUCAUUUAGGUGUCUAAGGUCAAACGGAAUAUUCUAAGAUAAGUACGGCGUUUAUUUGCAAAAAAAAAACACUAAAACAAUGCUAAGCUGUUUUUGUAAUUAAAGUUGAAAAUAGAAUUUUUAUAUAAAAAAUAAAAAGAAAAAAAAUGAAAAAAAUCACAUUAAUUAAUUCUAGGCGUGAUCAUAAGGCAAAAACAAGCAGAACAGAACUACUACUAGCUUAAACAAAUUAACUUCACACCUUUUUUCAGCUAUGGCAGUUGACAUUGUACUACAUGUGAUUCAAAACUUAACGCGAAAUAAAUCAACAAAAAAAAUCUCAUGAAAAUAAUAAACGAAACCCGAAUAAUCCAA